Molecule: messenger RNA, 237 nt
Organism: Acanthoscelides obtectus
Lineage: Eukaryota; Metazoa; Arthropoda; Insecta; Coleoptera; Chrysomelidae
Source: the annotation of a GenBank genome assembly
AUGAUUUAUGAUAUAAAACCGUUUAUCAAAAAUCUUGAGUUUUGGGAACAAAACCAGGCAUUUUCCUGUUUCAAGGACUUCAACGAAAUUGCUAUAAUGGCGCAAUUUGCUGUUUCACCCUUCAUGGAAAUCGAUAUCCAACAGUUUGCAACUUCUGUUACGCAGAAUUUUAGCGAAGACAUCGCUGCGAUAGAUAUUUGUCUCGAAUACAAAAUGUAUCUGACCUCCAGUAAGUAA